AUGAUACUGCCCAAAAAAAUGAAGCUACUACUGUUCCUGGCUUCCCAGAUGGCUGUCUUUGUUCUAUUCAUCCUUCUGUACUCCCACAACUUCAACUCCCUGCAGAUGAAGGAAGAACCCAAGCCCACGUACAUGCACGUGCUCAUCCUGUCUUCGUGGCGCUCUGGCUCUUCUCUCGUAGGGCAGCUUUUUGGACAGCACCCAGAUGUCUUCUACCUGAUGGAGCCUGCCUGGCACGUCUGGAUGACCUUCACACAAAGUACUGCCCAGAGGUUGCAUACGGCAGUGCGGGAUCUCGUACGGGCCGUCUUUCUGUGUGACAUGAGCGUCUUUGAUGCCUACAUGAAACCUGGCCCCCGAAAACAGUCCAGCCUCUUCCAGUGGGAAGGCAGCCGGGCCCUGUGUUCUCCACCUGCCUGCAACAUCUUCCCACGAGAUCAGAUCAUACCCCAGGCUCACUGUAAGCUUCUGUGCAAUCAAGAGCCCUUUGAGGUGGUGGAGAAGGCCUGCCGCACUUACAGCCACGUGGUGCUCAAGGAGGUACGUUUCUUCAACCUGCAGGUGCUCUACCCGCUGCUGAGAGACCCUUCCCUCAAUCUGCACAUUGUGCAUCUGGUCCGGGACCCCCGGGCGGUGUUCCGUUCCCGAGAACACACCACGAAGGAACUCGUGAUUGACAGCCAAAUUGUGAUGGGGCAGCAUCUGCAGAAACUCAAAAAGGAGGAUCAACCCUACUAUGCAAUGCAAGUCAUCUGCCAAAGCCAGCUGGAGAUCUACAAGGCUGUGCAGUCCUUGCCCAAAGCCCUGAGGCAGCGCUACUUGCUCGUGCGCUAUGAGGACUUGGUCCGGGACCCCCUGGCCCAGACUGCCCGAAUGUAUGACUAUGCAGGGUUGAAAUUCUUGCCCCAGCUCCAGACCUGGGUGCACAACAUCACUCGAGGCAAGGGCGUGGGUAAGCAUGCCUUCUACACAAAUGCCAGGAAUGCCCUCAAUGUGUCGCAGGCCUGGCGCAGGUCCUUGCCUUAUGAAAAGGUUUCUCGGCUUCAGAAAGUCUGCAGGAAUACCAUGAAUUUGCUGGGCUACCACCUUGUCACAUCUGAGCAAGAGCAGACAAACCUGUCGCUGAAUCUUCUGUCUACCUGGAGCCCCUAUGAGCAAGUCUACCAAGAGGGUUGA
Messenger RNA from Eubalaena glacialis (North Atlantic right whale), 1176 nucleotides. RefSeq names its product carbohydrate sulfotransferase 4 (gene CHST4). Gene Ontology annotation, molecular function: N-acetylglucosamine 6-O-sulfotransferase activity. Gene Ontology annotation, biological process: carbohydrate metabolic process; N-acetylglucosamine metabolic process; protein sulfation. NCBI's taxonomy places the organism in Eukaryota, Metazoa, Chordata, Mammalia, Artiodactyla, Balaenidae. The coding region runs from base 1 to 1176 and encodes 391 amino acids. The record is from RefSeq and is a predicted model, not a curated record. Gene Ontology annotation, cellular component: Golgi membrane. The transcript has a single exon.